UGGUGACUGUGUGGUUGUGGGUUUUCUAGAGGUUGAAGGAGACAAUAAUGGCUUGCUUACCUCUUGAAAUCAUCGAGAACAACUCUUGAGAUUACCAGUCAAGUCUCUGCUCUAUUGCAAGUGCGUUUGCAAAGCUUGGUACGCGAUGAUUUCUCAUCCACAGUUUGCUAAAGCCCACCUCCAAUUACCACAAACACAAGCGAAAACUCGAUUAUGUAUCAUCAACUUUGAAGAGGAAAAAGAUGAUGCUUCACUGGUGGUCCGAGUCUCCACUAAAGAUUGGGAAUCAAUUGGUGAUGGUAACGGCAAUGGUGGGUUACUGGAUUUUGAUUAUUCACUGAGCGAUGUAAAUCUCAAACACUCUGUCCAUCUUUUGAAUUCUUGUGAUGGGUUGUUAUGUCUAGUUGACAGUUUGGGUAAAAUUGUCUUGUGGAACCCAUCUACCAGGCAAUACAAUCCAUUACCACCAAAUGCUAAUGGUCCAAAAUGUAGUUGGUAUGGAUUUGGGUAUGACUCCUCUACCGAUGACUACAAGAUAGUAGGGGUUUCUCGCUUAGGUUUUGAGACAGUGGUAGAUGUUUUCUCAUUGAAAUCCCACAAGUGGAGAAGAAUUGAGAAAAAACUUCAUACUGAAUUUAAAUGCUCGUGGAGGAACACUGUUUUACAUGGGGCUGUGCAUUGGAUAGCUUAUGAUCUAGAUGUCCCUGAUCCAACAGUAGUGGCUUUUGAUUUUGAAAAAGAGGAGUUCCGGCAGAUGACAAUUCCAAGGGAUGAAUCUUCUCGUAUGUUGACUGUGAUAGGAGGAUGCCUUUGUACACCUUCUGGUAGAGAUUCAAGUAAGAUGUGGGUAAUGAAAGAGUAUGGUGUUGAGGCAUCUUGGACGAGGAUGGAUUCCCCAUAUUUGGAUGAAAAUUUCAAGUGCCAACCUCUGAAUAAUCAAGUUAAGUUGUGGGUCAAUGAGGAGCCACUUGUAGUUCUGUUUGAUGUGCUCGAUAAGCGAUGCAUGAAAAAUGCUGCCAACUUGUAUGUGGAAAGUCUAGUUCCACCUUAUGCGUCACAGAAUGAAUGAUAAGUGAAUGUGUGGUUAUGGGUUUUAUGAGGCUGAAGAAGACUACAAUGACAUACUUACCUCUUCACAUCAUCGACAACAUACUCUUGAGAUUACCAGUCAAGUCUCUGCUCUGGCUCAGGUGCGUCUGCAAAGCUAGGUGCACGUUAAUUUCUCAUCCACAAUUCGCUAAAACCCACCUCCAACUGCCACAAACACAAGCCAAAACUCGAUUAUGUAUCAUAAAUUUUGAAGAAGAAAAAGAUAAUCCUUUUAUGGUAGUCCGGCUAUCCAUUAAAGAUUGGGAAUCAAUUGGUGAUGGUAAUGGUGGCUUAUUGGGUUUUGAUUAUUCACUCUGUGAUGUAAAUCUCCUAUAUCCUUUCCAUCUUUUGAAUUCUUGUGAUGGGUUAUUAUGUCUA
Messenger RNA from Vitis vinifera (wine grape), 1467 nucleotides. RefSeq names its product F-box/kelch-repeat protein At3g06240. The coding region runs from base 146 to 1069 and encodes 307 amino acids. NCBI's taxonomy places the organism in Eukaryota, Viridiplantae, Streptophyta, Magnoliopsida, Vitales, Vitaceae. The record is from RefSeq and is a predicted model, not a curated record. The transcript has 3 exons.